This is a messenger RNA of Rubroshorea leprosula, 1344 nucleotides long. The record is from the annotation of a GenBank genome assembly. NCBI's taxonomy places the organism in Eukaryota, Viridiplantae, Streptophyta, Magnoliopsida, Malvales, Dipterocarpaceae.
UUUUGAACCAUUCACUUGUCAAGUUUUGUUCUCUCGCGAUAAACCCUCUUCUUUCUUCUAUCCACUCCCCUUAUCUUCCUUUCACUUCUUCCUCUAAAACCCUCUCAUUUUUCCUCGAAAAUGUCUUCUGCAUUCAAGCCCUUGUCUGUGGCAGACUCAUCUUGCUUACUUCCUCUUUCCUCCAUCUUUACCCCUUCUUCCAAAGUUCACUGCUUGUCCAUCCCACCAAGACCCAUCAAGGUCAACCUCUCGUCCUCUCAAUAUUUUCUCGUUACACAGCUAUGCACCCUCAGAACUAAGCCCCAUGUCCCUUCUCUAGUCAGCUUUGUUGCCCAGACCUCGGAUUGGGCCCAACAGGAAGACGACAACAACACUAUCACCAUUGAUGAAGGGAUUGACCAAGAACAGAGACAAUUUGAAUGGGAAAACCAGGAAAGUGAGGAGACUGAAGCCAAAUUUUCGGAUUGGGAACCGGAAGGGGAGGAUUCAACGACUGAGGUAGCAGCAGAGAGUGAGGAAGAUGGGACUUUUGAGGAGAGGGGGCCAGAAGAGGAGUUCGUAGAGCCGCCUGAAGAUGCUAAAUUGUUUGUUGGGAAUCUGCCCUAUGAUGUCGACAGCCAAAGUUUAGCUAUGCUCUUUGAGAAAGCUGGAACGGUGGAGAUUGCAGAGGUUAUUUAUAAUAGGGAAACUGAUCAAAGUCGUGGGUUUGGUUUUGUGACAAUGAGUACUGUCGAAGAAGCUGAAGGAGCAGUAGAAAUGUUUCAUCGCUAUGAUCUGAAUGGAAGACUCUUGACUGUUAAUAAGGCUGCUCCUAGAGGAUCACGGCCUGACCGAGCCCCUCGUACAUUUGAGUCUGCUUUUCGAGUAUAUGUAGGAAACCUUCCUUGGGGUGUGGAUAAUGCCCGACUGGAGCAGGUCUUUAGUGAACAUGGGAAAGUUGUGGAGGCCCGUGUUGUCUAUGACCGAGAAACAGGCCGUUCACGAGGUUUUGGUUUUGUGACUAUGUCGACAGAAACUGAAUUGAAUGAUGCCAUUGCAGCUCUUGAUGGACAGAAUCUGGAUGGGAGGGCAAUUAAAGUAAAUGUUGCAGCGGAAAGACCAAGGCGAAGCUCCUUUUAACCUAAAUGAUUUAGAUACAUGAGGAGAUGCUGCUUCCUUUCCUUUUUAUUUUUUAUUUCUUUAUUUUGCUACUCCUUCACUUUUAGGGUUUCCUUUGAUUUCUUUCUUUUUAUUUUUAUAUUUAAAGAUUAUUUGCAGUUGAGGUUUCCCCCUAUUUGAAUGGAUCUUUAUGUGAAGUUUGAAGGCAUUAAAAGUAAUUCAUAUGAAUUAAUCCUUCAAGUUGGU